AUGAGGGAAGCAUAAGAAAUUGAAAAAGAUAUGAUUCCAUUAAUUUUGUUUCAUUAUAAAGUCACAUUUUAUUAACAGCCCAGGAAAACAUCUUCCUACUGUUAAUAUGUUAAAAUUAUCAUUGUUUUCUCUACUUUUUUGUCUUUCAUUUUUCCUAAUUUUCUCCUUGUAGGAAUAUGUGUGUGUGUGUGUAUUUAUUUUUAUUUAUACUCAUAUUUAUUUUUUAAUACCUAAGUUCCUUUCAGUCAUAUCUUGGGCAAGGAAUGCUCUAAAAGUUUAGUUAAAAAGUUGCAUAUUAUUUAAAGUAUAUAGAAUAAAACUUGGGGGAAAAUUAUCUUGAAUUUGGUACCUCUUUGUUGUAUUUUUUUCUUUUUUUCUUGUGUGCUCAAGACACUAUGCUAAGAACUUAAUCUUAUAAAGCAACAUCCGAACAUAACCAACUUUUAAGAUAACAGUAGUGAGAAAUCAAAGAAAGUGACAAAUGGUGAAAAAAAAGAUAAGGAAGGUAGGACUCUGAUGAAGGGAAAUGAUAUAUAAUUUAGAAAUUUAAAUAGGUGAGGAAGAAUAUAAUUUCUUGAAAAGGUGGACAUGUUAUUUAUUUUCUUGAAUGUAGGCUGUGCCUAUACAUUAAAAAAAAUUUCAUUUUGUUUAUGCAGAAAGUACUCUUUUCCAAGCAUACAGGGUUUUUUCAGUACAUCCAAAAAAAAUUGCGAGUUCUUUUGUAAGCGUUACUGAACAAUGGAUGAUACAUUAGUAUUAAUUAAGUCUAUUAGAAACCACAUAUUAGAGUAGAUUCGUUGUGUGAUAAUGGUUGAGGGAGAUUGUGAGUAGGAUUCCUAUCUGUUCUUUGCUUUAUCCUAAGCUUCUUCAAAAGCAGAGAGUACAAAUUACUGGGUUGGUCUUUGUGAUAUAUUCCCGAGCAAGUGAUUUCAUUUUCAAGGAGCAUUCUUGUACUGAUAGAUGGUUUCUAGAAAUCCCACUUUCCAUUCUCAGACAGAUUAAGAGGUUGAUAUACAGGUUAUUUUUGGAGGACCAGCAUGGCAGGAUUCUUAGAUAAAACUGGUAUUAAGGGCGGCGGGAGGAAGGCAGGAGGCUGCUGGGCCGUGCGCGGGCUGCCGCUGGGGAAGGGACCCUAAGGUGUCUGCUGCGGCUUGUCUGUCACUCGCGCGGACUGGGGUGCCAGGACCAUGGGUCCGCUCCCCUGAGGCGGAGGUCAUGGGCAGGAUGGUAGGAGGCCCGCGAGAGGCUGCUGCGGAAGCCGCGGGCCCGUGACUGGGCACCAGACGGCCGGCGGCGGCACCACCACCACCACCACCACCACCAUCACUACCAUGUCGCGCUCGGUGUUGCAGCCCAGUCAGCAGAAGCUGGCGGAGAAGCUCACCAUCCUCAAUGACCAGGGCAUCGGCAUGCUCACCCGCCUCUACAACAUCAAGAAGGCAUGUGGAGACCCCAAGGCAAAACCAUCCUACCUUAUUGACAAAAACCUGGAAUCUGCUGUGAAGUGCAUAGUCAGAAAGUUCCCUGCUCUAGAAACCCGCAACAACAAUCAACAGCUUGCACAACUUCAGAAAAAAUCUGAGAUUCUGAAAAAUUUGGCAUUAUACUACUUCACAUUUGUAGAUGUUAUGGAAUGUAAGGACCAUGUUUGUGAAUUGCUGAAUACUAUUGAUGUUUGCCAAGUCUUCUUUGAUAUUACUGUAAACUUUGAUUUAACAAAAAACUACUUAGAUUUGAUCAUAACCUAUACAGCACUAAUGAUGCUGCUGUCUCGAAUUGAAGAAAGGAAGGCAAUCAUUGGAUUAUACAACUAUGUGCAUGAAAUGACCUGUGGAGCAAGUGACCGAGAAUACCCACGUCUUGGUUAGAUGAUUGUGGAUUAUGAAAACCCUUUAAAGAAGAUGAUGGAAGUAUUUGUACCCCAUAGCAAGUCUCUUUCAGAUGCACUAAUUUCUCUUCAGAUGGUGUAUCCUCGAAGGAAUCUGUCAGCUGACCAGUGGAGAAACGCCCAAUUACUGAGUCUCAUCAGUGCACCCAGUACAAUGCUCAGUCCUGCACAGUUUGACACUAUGCCUUGUGAAUACCUCUCUUUGGAUGCAAUGGAAAAGUGGAUUAUAUUUGGCUUUAUUUUAUGUCAUGGGAUCCUAAAUACUGAUGCGACAGCACUGAACCUUUGGAAGCUAGCUCUUCAAAGUAGCUCUUGCCUCUCACUCUUUCAAGAUGAAGUUUUCCAUAUUCAUAAAGCUGCAGAAGACUUAUUUGUAAAUGUAAGAAGCUAUAAUAAGCUCACUAAUGACAUAAGAGAAUGCAAAGAGGCAGCUGUGUCACAUGCUGGUUCAAUGCACAGAGAAAGACGCAAGUUUUUAAGGUCUGCACUGAAAGAGUUGGCUACUGUCCUUUCUGAUCAACCUGGCUUGCUGGGUCCCAAGGCACUUUUUGUUUUUAUGGCAUUAUCCUUUGCCCGUGAUGAAAUUAUCUGGCUACUUCGUCAUGCAGAUAAUAUGCCAAAGAAGAGUGCAGAUGACUUUAUAGAUAAGCACAUUGCUGAAUUAAUAUUUUAGAUGGAAGAGCUCAGAGCACAUGUAAGAAAAUAUGGACCUGUAAUGCAGAGGUAUUAUGUACAGUACCUUUCUGAUUUUGAUGCUGUUGUCCUCAAUGAACUUGUACAGAAUCUUUCUGUUUGCCCUGAAGAUGAAUCAAUUAUCAUGUCCUCUUUUGUUAAUACUACGACUUCCCUAAGUGUAAAACAAGUUGAAGAUGGGGAAGUAUUUGAUUUCAGAGGAAUGAGAUUAGAUUGGUUUAGAUUACAGGCAUAUACUAGUGUCUCUAAGGCUUCACUUAGCCUUGCAGAUCACAGAGAACUUGGAAAGAUGAUGAAUACGAUAAUUUUUCAUACAAAAAUGUUCCACUCCUUGGUGGAAAUGUUGGUGGAAACAUCAGAUCUCUCCAUAUUUUGUUUUUAUAGUCGUGCUUUUGAGAAGAUGUUUCAACAAUGUUUGGAGUUACCCUCUCAGUCAAGAUACUCAAUUGUGUUUCCAUUGCUUUGCACUCAUUUUAUGAGUUGCACACAUGAACUGUGUCCAGAAGAGCGACAUCGUAUUGGAGAUCGCAGUCUUUCCUUAUGUAAUAUGUUCCUGGGUGAAAUGGCCAAACAAGCUCAAAAUCUCAUCACUGAUAUUUGCACAGAACAGUGUACUCUUAGUGAUCAGUUGCUGCCCAAGCAUUGUGCCAAAACCAUUAGUCAAGCAGUGAAUAAGAAGUCAAAAAAACAGACUGGUAAGAAAGGGGAACCUGAAAGGGAAAAACCAGGUGUUGAGAGCAUGAGGAAAAACAGACUGGUAGUGACCAACCUUGACAAAUUGCACACUGCACUUUCUGAGUUGUGUUUCUCUAUAAAUUAUGUACCAAACAUGGUGGUUUGGGAGCAUACCUUUACCCCAAGAGAAUAUUUAACUUCUCAUCUGGAAAUCCGCUUUACUAAGUCAAUUGUUGGAAUGACUAUGUAUAGCCAAGCCACACAGGAAAUUGCAAAACCAUCAGAGCUUCUAACAAGUGUAAGAGCUUACAUGACUGUACUCCAGUCCUUAGAAAACUAUGUGCAAAUUGAUAUUACAAGAGUAUUUAAUAAUGUUCUUCUUCAACAAACACAACACUUAGACAGUCAUGGAGAGCCAACUAUUACAAGUCUAUACACAAAUUGGUACUUGGAAACUUUGUUAAGACAAGUCAGCAAUGGUCAUAUAGCUUAUUUCCCUGCGAUGAAAGCAUUUGUGAACUUACCUACAGAAAAUGAAUUAACAUUCAGUGCAGAGGAAUAUUCUGACAUAUCAGAAAUUAGGUCAUUAUCAGAACUGCUAGGCCCAUAUGGUAUGAAGUUCCUAAGUGAAAGCCUUAUGUGGCAUAUUUCUUCACAAGUUGCUGAACUUAAGAAACUUGUGGUGGAGAAUGUUGAUGUGCUCACACAAAUGAGGACCAGCUUUGACAAACCAGACCAGAUGGCUGCACUCUUUAAGAGAUUAUCAUCUGUUGACAGUGUCUUGAAGAGGAUGACAAUAAUUGGUGUAAUUUUAUCCUUCAGAUCAUUGGCACAAGAAGCGCUUAGAGAUGUCUUAUCCUACCACAUUCCUUUUCUUGUAAGUUCAAUUGAAGAUUUCAAGGAUCACAUUCCAAGGGAAACGGAUAUGAAGGUUGCAAUGAAUGUGUAUGAAUUAUCUUCAGCUGCUGGAUUACCUUGUGAAAUUGAUCCUGCCUUGGUGGUAGCUCUCUCCUCGCAGAAAUCAGAAAACCUAAGUCCAGAAGAAGAAUAUAAGAUUGCCUGCCUCCUCAUGGUCUUUGUGGCAGUUUCUUUGCCAACACUGGCCAGUAAUGUCAUGUCUUAGUAUAGCCCUGCUGUAGAAGGGCACUGCAAUAACAUACAUUGCUUGGCCAAAGCCAUCAACCAGAUCACUGCCGCUUUGUUUACAAUCCACAAAGGAAGCAUUGAAGACCGUCUUAAAGAAUUUCUAGUGCUUGCAUCCUCCAGUCUACUGAAAAUUGGCCAGGAGACAGAUAAAACAACAACAAGAAAUAGAGAAUCUGUUUAUUUACUGCUAGAUAUGAUUGUGCAAGAAUCCCCGUUUCUGACAGUGGAUCUUUUGGAAUCUUGUUUUCCUUACGUCCUGCUGAGAAAUGCAUACCGUGCUGUCUACAAGCAAAGUGUUACAUCUUCUGCAUAAAGUAUCUCCUUAUUGAAGACAAGCACGCAUUUUUGUCUCCUAGGUUUUACCUGUAAACUGUGGAUCUCUUUUACCUUAAGGCCUGAAAAACAGUUUUGUGGAUUAUAAAUUUCUUUCAUACGGUUGUAUUUUCUGAUCACUGGUUUCGUAAUAUGGUUGUAUUACAGUACUUGACUGAUUUAGGUUACACAUUCACUGAAUUCACUGAAAUUAUUCCUAUAAUUUUAGAGUAUCAUUUGUUUGGAAAAUGUUAUCUCUAUGUUUUUGAUAUUUGAUAAUGAAAAUAACCCUUUGUUUGUUUAUUUCUGAAAAAAAUUGUAUUUAGUGAUUAUUUUAGAUAGUGGUAUUACAGCAUUCAUCUGUGUGUAAAUUAUUUCAUAUAGGGAAGAGUUCUGAUCUGUACCUAUGGUUCUUAUUGAAAACAAAAACUGGAUGUGCAUUUCUGUGA
This is a messenger RNA of Manis javanica (Malayan pangolin), 5163 nucleotides long. The record is from RefSeq and is a predicted model, not a curated record. Lineage: Eukaryota; Metazoa; Chordata; Mammalia; Pholidota; Manidae.